AUGUCGACCACCGAGAAGCGCACCUCGCCGUCUCCCUUGCACUCGCUGCUCGCCGGUACGAUCGCUGGCGCUGUCGAGGGCUUCCUCACCUAUCCCACCGAAUUCGUCAAGACACAGGCACAGCUGGCCUCGAAUGCAGCUGCCAGUGCCAGCGCCAGCGCCAGUGGUAGCAGUGUUGCAGCUUCUGCUUCUGCCUCUGAUGCCGUCAAGUCCAAAAGCAUGCCCGGCUCUGUCCGCUAUAUCUCGUACGGCGCGCUGCCGGCGCACAAGCUCAACAUCGCCGCCACCGCAUCCGCAGCAGCAACAGCUCCAGCUCCCACCGUUGCGAUGCCUCGGGCAGGGGCGUCUGCCAUGCAGAUCGUGCGCGACACGUGGAAGGUGCACGGCAUCCCCGGCUUUUUCCGCGGUGCAGGCGCCAUGGUGACGGGCAACUCGGCCAAAGCCGGCGUGCGCUUCCUCACCUACGACACGAUCCAGAACCUCCUACGACCCAAAGAGGACGCGGCCACCGCUAGCAGCGGGGGCAAACCAAAACUGGGGAUGGGGCGGUCGAUUCUCGCUGGUUUCCUCGCCGGAUCCGCAGAAGCAAUGCUGGCCGUCACACCGUCAGAUGCAAUCAAGACGCGCAUGAUCCAAGACUCGCUGCAGCCCGCACAUCUUCGCAAGUUCAACGGCCCCAUCGACGCGGUCCGAAAGAUUGUUGCCACCGAGGGCCUCGCCGGGCUGUACCGUGGCCUCAGCGCCACCGUCCUGCGUCAAGGUGCCAACUCGUCUGUGCGCCUCACCUCGUACUCGGUGCUCAAGUCCCUCCAGACGCAAGCCGGAUACGCCAAGUCCACCGCUGCGACCUUCGCGGCUGGUGCGGGCGCCGGCCUGAUCACCGUAUACCUCACCAUGCCCUUCGACGUGGUCAAAACGCGCCUGCAGCAGUCACCGCCCUCCAGCAGCAGCCGCGCGUCGGCACAGAGACCGAGCAUCCUCUCGUGCGGCGUCGACAUCGUCAAGCGCGAAGGCGUCAAGAGCCUGUGGAAGGGCACCACCCCGAGACUGACCCGGUUGAUUUUCAGUGGCGGCAUUGCGUUUACCGCCUACGAGACGGUCAUUGGCUGGUUGAAUCCUCCCACUCUUUGA
This is a messenger RNA of Sporisorium graminicola, 1131 nucleotides long. RefSeq lists its product as uncharacterized. NCBI's taxonomy places the organism in Eukaryota, Fungi, Basidiomycota, Ustilaginomycetes, Ustilaginales, Ustilaginaceae. The transcript has a single exon. The record is from RefSeq and is a predicted model, not a curated record. The coding region runs from base 1 to 1131 and encodes 376 amino acids. Gene Ontology annotation, biological process: mitochondrial citrate transmembrane transport.